AGUUGGAGUUGUUUGGAUUAGUAAUAGUAAAUAUAUUAAUAUUUAUACACCAUAGUAGUAUUAAUCUCUACCUAAUCUAUGGUAGUAUUCAUAAUAAUUAAUAAUGAGUGAAUCACCUGAAGAAAGAAGACCUAAAAGAUCUAAAAGAGAAACAUCCUAUAAAGCAAAAGCCUUUGAGAAAUUUAAACAGUUAAAAAGUGGUAAUAGAAAUAAAUAUGAAAUAGAAGAGUUAGAAAGUGUAUAUGAAACUGUUGAUGAGAAAGAAUAUGUAAAGAGAGUACUUUCUCGGCAAGAUGAUGAUUGGAUUGUUGAUGACGAUGGUAGUGGUUAUGUGGAAGAUGGAAGGGAUAUAUUUGAUGAUGAUUUGGAUUCUGAAUCUAUUACUAAGGCCACAAUUAAAGGAAAAGGAAUUAAAAGAAAGAAAAAGGAUAUAUCUGAAAGUGCCGGAAAGGGAAACUUGCAUUUUAUGUUAUCUAACAUGUCUAGUAAAAAAAAAGAGGAUACAAAAAUAGAUGACGAUGCUAUGUUGUCAGAAAUUUUGGGAGAGUUAGAUGAAACUAGUUCAUCUCACACUGUAAACUCAAAACCAACCACAAGUUCAUAUUCUUUUACAUCUCGUAAAUUGGCUGCUAAAAGCUAUAUGAAGAACUUUUCCUUGCCGGUCAAAAAACCAUCAAGAUCAGUUAGUUCAGUUCUAAAAGAAGUUGAGAAUAGUCUCACGCCUCAAGAAGACAUAAGUGAAAGUAAUAUACAACUAGAAAAUAAUGUAACAUUAACAACACCGGAAUCUACAGACUCAAAUAAUUCAAACAUAAAGGAACCAGCUCCAACCCAAAUGAGUGAAGACCUCAAUAUAGAAACUGAUUUAACUCAAGACUUUUUUGAUGAUGAUUUUGACAUGACUCAAAUUGAAGAAUUUGAAUCCCAAGAAGUGCAGAAUACUACUGUUGAUGAAUCACAAUUUACAGAUGAAUUACAAUCUGAAUUUAUGAGUGAAUGGGAACAUUUCGCAAAUGAAGUAAAUGAUUUGGAGAACAACACAUUGUUAGACAAAACUGAUAUACCACUUCUCGAUGUUGAUGAUAAGAAGGUAUUUCGGUUUUUUUGGUGGGAUGCUUAUGAAGAUCCUGAAAAACAGAAGGGAGUAGUUUUUUUAUUUGGUAAAACUUAUAGUGAAAAAACUAAAAAUUAUGUAAGUUGUUGUGUUGCUGUCCGCAACAUUUAUAGAAGACUGUUUCUUCUUCCACGUCCUUAUGAGUUGGGAGCAGAUGGAAAACCAACCGAUGAACCUGUAACAUUCAAGAAACUGUAUGAUGAAGUUAAUGAUAAUAUUCUAAAGCCAUUGAACAUUUCUAGUUUUAAAACUAGAUAUGUCAGCAAGAAAUAUGCAUUUAAUCCAGAAAUUCCUUCUGAAUCAGAUUACAUGGAACUUAGAUAUCCGGCUACCGAUCCAAGAAUUAAUAUAAACAACUUAAAACAGAAACCUAAAACAUUUUCCAGAAUAUUUGGUUCCAAUACAAGUUACUUAGAAAUUCUAUUACUAGAUAGAAAAAUAAAAGGUCCUUGUUGGUUGGACAUCAGCAACCCAGUACCUGUUUCGAACCCUAUAACUUGGUGUAAAUUUGAAGUAAAUUGUAUGAGGCUUUUGGAUCUUAAUAUUACUUCAAUGGACAAACCUUUACCGCCUCCUCCUUUAGUGGUAAUGGCUAUAAAUCUGAGAAGUUUUAUCAACCCAAAGACAUAUACAAAUGAGAUUCUGAUGGUGUCUUGCCUUACCCAUACGAAAUAUGCUGUAGAUAAACAAGCUCCAAAUCCGCCCUUUCAACAACAUUUUUGCGUGUUUUCGUGCCCCACCCAACAAGUUUUGCCACUGAAUAUCCAUGAAGCGUUAAAAAAUUACAAAGCCACAAAGGUGCAGAAAAUGGACUCGGAAAGAGCCCUUAUGAAUUAUUUCAUCAGCCAGUUUGUAAAAAUUGACCCUGACCUUAUUGUUGGCCAUGAUUUGCAGGGUUACCAAAUAAAUAUUUUAAGUGAACGCCUCUCUAAACAAGACAACAAAAACUUCAGUAAAUUGGGUAGAUUGAAACGAUUCGAAAAGAAAAGAUUAGAGAGAACUCUUUUUGUUGGGAGAUUAGUCUGUGAUAUCAAAGUUUCAGCAAAAGAAUUGAUAAGGUCAAGGUCUUAUGACUUAGGUACGCUCUGCCAAGCAGUAUUGAAAAUUAAUGACAACCAGCGAGUUGAGUUAGAACCUGAAGAAAUACCAAAGAUGUAUCAAAAGGCUGAGGAUAUUUUAAAAUUAAUUUCAUUUACAAUGCAGGACACUGCAUACAUUUUGAAAAUAAUGUACGACUUAAAUGUAAUACCGUUAGCACUACAAAUUACUAACAUUGCUGGUAAUGUUAUGUCGAGAACAUUAAUGGGUGGUAGGUCAGAACGGAAUGAAUUUUUAUUACUGCAUGCUUUCUCUGAAAAGGACUAUAUUGUUCCAGACAAGGAAUUCAAGAAAAAAGAAACUGACUCCUCUACUUCCAGGAAGAAACCUACUUAUUCUGGUGGCUUAGUUUUAGAUCCAAAAAUAGGUUUUUAUGAUAAAUUAAUUUUAUUGAUGGACUUUAACUCGCUAUACCCUAGUAUCAUACAAGAAUAUAAUAUCUGUUUUAUUACUUUACCAGUUUCUAACAGUGAAGAUAAUUUGGUUCUACCUGAUCGCAGUUUACCGCCUGGAAUUUUACCAACUGAAAUUAGAAAAUUGGUAGAAAGUAGGAGGCAAGUAAAAAGUUUAAUGAACAAUCCAGAUAUAUCAAAUGAUUUGAGGAUUCAGUAUAAUAUAAGGCAGAUGGCUCUAAAGUUGACUGCAAAUAGUAUGUAUGGCUGUUUGGGAUUUUCAAAUUCAAGAUUUUAUGCAAAAAAUUUAGCUGCAUUGAUAACACACAAAGGACGAGAAAUCUUAACGAAUACGCGGGAUUUAGUGAAAAAAAUGAAUUAUGAUGUGGUGUACGGCGAUACAGAUAGCAUAAUGAUAAACACCAAUUGUCUGGAUUAUGAUCAAGUGUUUAAAAUUGGUUUGAAAAUAAAACAAGAAGUUAAUAAAUUAUAUAAACAGGUAGAACUUGAUAUUGACGGUGUGUUUAAAUUUUUAUUGCUUCUUAAAAAGAAAAAAUAUGCGGCUAUAACACUAACUAAAACAAAAGAUGGCAAAUUAAAGACAGAAAAAGAAUACAAAGGUCUUGAUAUUGUUAGACGAGAUUGGUCGCAAUUAGCCUGUGAAACGGGUAAGUACAUAUUAAACCAUAUUUUAAGCGACUUAUCUCCUGAUGACCGUGUAAAUAAUAUUCAUACGUAUUUGACUAAGAUAAAAGAAGACUUGGAACAAAAUCAAGUUCCUAUUUCUUUGCUAGUUAUCACAAAGCAGUUGACCAAAGAUCCAAAAAUGUAUACAGAUAAGAACACACUUCCACAUGUGCAGGUAGCUCUCAGAUAUAAUCAACAUGGUGGACAUUUUAGAGCAGGAGAUACUGUUCCUUAUGUCAUUUGUGAUGAUGGCAGCGGAAAACCUGCCACUCAGAGAGCAUAUCAUGUCGAUGAAUUGAAGAAUUCAGAAACUUUAAAAAUUGAUGUUCAGUAUUAUUUGGCACAACAAAUUCACCCUGUUGUAACGCGUAUUUGUGAGCCUAUUGAAGGCACAGAUCUUUUUCAUAUAGCUGAAUGUCUGGGUUUAGACAUGAAGAUGUUUAAAAAGCCAAGGCAAGUAUAUGAAUCGACUGGAGAAAAUAUUACUAGAUCCGAAGUAAAAUUCAGGGAUGUAGAUAAAUUUAUAUUCAAAUGCUUGGGAUGUAAACAGGAAAAUGUUAUAGAUAAAGCUUUAGUAGGCAAUGUUCCAUUUAUAGAGAAAUGCAACAACAUUGAAUGUAAUGUGAGACCCAUCGAUUACUUACCGUAUAUCCAGAAUCAACUAUCGUUGCUAAUUCAGAGUUAUAUUACUAAGUAUUAUGAAAACAGACUGAUAUGUGAGGAUCCCGCAUGCCCAAAUGAAACAACCAGAAUACCUUUGAAAUUUGCCAGGAAGUAUCCUGUUUGUACCAUGUGCCAAAGUGGAGUUAUGUAUAGACUUUACUCAGAACAGCAGUUAUACACACAACUGACCUAUUUCCAGCAUAUAUUUGACCUCAACAAGCUUAGUAAAAGACCCUUAUUAGAGCAGCAUGUUGAAUCUGGUUACCAUGCCUUGCGGGAAAACGUAGAAAAUUAUUUAAAUCACUCUGGAUAUUCAGUAAUUAAUCUUUCAGAACUCUUUUCUGGUUUUAUGAUUAGGAAUAAACAGCCUGGAUCAAUGGAGAAAGGCGUGAGAGAAGAGAAAGAGGUAGAUAUAGAGGAAGUUGAUGAAGAGAAGUAUGAUAGCUGUUAAUUUUGUAUAUUUUCAUUUCUGUAAUAUUUUUAAAU
Messenger RNA from Anoplophora glabripennis (Asian longhorned beetle), 4440 nucleotides. It is a transcript of the gene DNApol-alpha180, whose product is annotated as DNA polymerase alpha catalytic subunit. Gene Ontology annotation, biological process: DNA replication; lagging strand elongation; mitotic DNA replication initiation. The record is from RefSeq and is a predicted model, not a curated record. The transcript has 9 exons. Lineage: Eukaryota; Metazoa; Arthropoda; Insecta; Coleoptera; Cerambycidae. Gene Ontology annotation, molecular function: purine nucleotide binding; chromatin binding; DNA-directed DNA polymerase activity. Bases 104 to 4405 code for a protein of 1433 amino acids. Gene Ontology annotation, cellular component: alpha DNA polymerase:primase complex.